AUGCAUACAAUCACCUGGCUUCAAUUCCUCCUCCUCCCAAUAGCAUCAUGCACCUUCCAAAACCCGCCCAACACCGCCCGCGUUAAAUUCCGCUACUGGCUCCCAGACCCCAGCGUAAACACGACCACAGUCCAACAUGACAUCCAAUCCGCCGGCUCAAUCGGCGCCGGUGGCGUCCAGCUCGUCCCGCUAUACAACUACGGUGGAUCCUUAGCGGCGCCCCCGUCCGGCGCAGACUGGGCUACCUACGGCUUUGGGACGGAGGCUUAUAACCGUGUCCUCAAGGCCUCGCUACAAGCUGCGAAGGAGGCAGGCAUGGUCCUUGAUUUUGCUUUAGGGCCGAAUCAGGGACAGGGUGUUCCUGCAGAGACGACGGAUCGAGGAUUGCAUUGGGAUUUGGUGCCCUUUAACACUACUGUUCCUCGCAAUGGUUCAUAUACCGGCAGGAUUCCUGGAUGGGGAUCAGGGGAGCUGGUGUCCCUCGUUUCAGCGGAAGUUUUGGCCUCGUCGGUUAUCCAGAACCCAGCCAGCUCGACCUUCAGCACACCAUCGACGAACUCUACGAGAUUAGUGCUUCGGAAUGCGUCUCUCACCGACCAUACCGAUAAAGUCUGCCAUGAUGGAACAGUGGAACUGCGAUUUGAUACAAAGUCUACUCGCCACCUCUUCGCAUACUACCAGUACCAAGACCUGGCAAAGAACCUAGACAUCGAAACCAACACCACAGAAAGCAUCUUCGACAAUGGCUCUUACAUUGUAGACCACUUCAGUGCCCGCGGUGCACAAACCACGAUUGACUUCUGGGAGGAGCAUAUCCUCAACGACUCCGAGACCAGGCAGCUCCUAUCCGAAGUCGGGAAGUAUGCCUGGGAAGACAGUAUCGAGAUCGAGUCCAACAUCUCCUGGACACCCUCGCUGCCAGAGAAAUUCCAGCAAGUCGCCGGGUACGACAUACGGAAAUACCUCCCCUUAAUCCAAUUCGGGAAUAACAACCCUGGUGUGCAGCCAUCCUACCCAGGGGAUAUCCAAUGCGUUCUCGACACCCAAGACGCCGGCCAGGGCGUGGUAAAUGACUACCGCGAAGCCCUAGCCCAGGGAUACCAAGAAUAUCUAAACACCAUCAAGGAAUGGACAUCCUCUCUCGGCCUCGAAUACUCCGCCCAGAUCUCCUACAACCUCCCGCUGGAUAUGGAAUCGAGCAUUGCACACGCCGACGCCCCUGAAUGCGAGAGCCUCGCCUUCAACGACAACAUCGACGGAUAUCGCCAGUUCUCCGGGGUCGCAAAUGUCGCGCAGAAAGGCGUCAUAUCCAACGAGAUGGGCGCGGAUAUUCGGACGGCAUUCAGGCUGUCUGUUUCGCAUCUGCUCUGGCAGAUUAACCGUGCGUUUGCGGGAGGCGUGAACCAGGUUGUCCUACAUGGGCAGACAUACUCGGGGAAUUACUAUGACACGACAUGGCCGGGGUAUGCGUCGUUCUUUAUGCUGUUUGGGGAAUCGUAUAACGAUAAGCAGCCUGCUUGGGAAUAUAGCUAUCCUGAUAUGAUUGCGCAUGCGAGCAGGAAUCAGUUUGUUUUGAGAAAAGGGAUGCCGAGGACGGAUGUUGCCUUUUUGAAUAAAGAUUCUGUUACGGAUCCUCAGCUUGGGACUGUUUAUGCUGGCAGUGAUCUUGUCGACUCUGGGUAUACGUACAGCUAUUUGUCGCCCGAUAAUCUGGAUAUAGACAGUAUUCGGGUUGACAAUGGUCUUCUUGCUCCUGAGUCUCCGGCGUAUAGGGCUAUCGUCGUUACUACCCAUCAGAACGUCACGUUGGAGUCUGUGAAGAAACUGCUGCAGUUUGCGCAGGCUGGACUCCCUGUGAUCCUCAGCGGUGGGCUGCCGGGGUACUAUCCCUCUGGGAAUGCCAGUGAUACCGUCGCUAGAAAAGAUGCAGUUACAACUGCUCUCCAUAACCUACAACGAACUGAGAACGUCUAUACCACUGGCACAAACAGGGUUGCCCAACGCCUAACAGCCAUAGGGAUUCAUCCUCGCGUCCGCAUCCAAACGAACGGCACCUGGUACCCGGUCUACAGAGCAGACAACGCAACAGAUAUAGACUACAUCUUCUUAUUCUCAGAGUCCGCCUCCAAAGCCCUGUCGAAAGGUACAAUUACAGUUCAAACCACGAAAACGCCAUAUAUCCUGAACAGCUGGAGUGGGAAUCGUUCCCCAGUCGUGCAUUACCAGGUCAACAACAACGGCACAAUCACUAUCCCACUGACACUUGCCGCGAACCAGACAACAGUACUGGCAUUCAGUAGCAGCCUCAAGAAUCAAAUCGACACGCCGGCAACUCAUGCAGUCUACCUCCCGGACUCUGUCAUCGGGUAUAACUAUACCAAAACCGCUGGACUGGCUUUACACGUCAGUACCGUCCACCGUUCAUCAAACUCGACUGUACAGCUAUCAAACGGAAAGACGCACCAUCUCCCGGUCUCACCAUCACCUGCGCCAUCAGUACAACCAGGGGACUCCAGGACAAAACCAUUCAAACUCUCAAACUGGACCCUAAAGGCCGAACACUGGACCGCUCCCGCAAACCUCUCCCACGCGGAUAUCCCAGCCGUGAAACAUAACACUACGCACUCAUUGCGUGGAACGUUCAUUCCAUCCUGGCUUGAUAUUGAGGGAUUGAAGAACGCCUCCGGUGUUGGAUAUUACCGGGCUGGAUUUCAGUGGGAUACUACCGCCAUGAAUGGUAGUAACGGUAGUAAUAUAGGAGCAUAUAUUUCCCUCCCUCCCGUCUCACACGGGCUACAAGUAUACAUCAACGGACAUCGACUUGACGGGAUUGACCUGAAUAGACCGCUUGCUGAUAUGGGACCCUACCUUACGUCCGGGGUCAAUGUGGUGGAUGUGAUUGUGCCCACUGUUAUGUGGAAUUAUAUCCGCAGGUUAUAUGGUGAUAUUGAGAUCGCAGGGUCGGCGCCCUUGUUGACCACAACGGGGCCUCUGCCGAGUCUUGCUGAGACCGGGCUUAUUGGGGAGGUAGAGGUAUGGCCGUAUGUUGUUAGUUGGAUUGAUGUUUAA
Aspergillus puulaauensis is the source of this 3069-nucleotide messenger RNA. RefSeq lists its product as uncharacterized. Lineage: Eukaryota; Fungi; Ascomycota; Eurotiomycetes; Eurotiales; Aspergillaceae. The coding region runs from base 1 to 3069 and encodes 1022 amino acids. The record is from RefSeq and is a predicted model, not a curated record. The transcript has 2 exons.